This is a messenger RNA of Stegastes partitus (bicolor damselfish), 1403 nucleotides long. RefSeq names its product serine/threonine kinase 33 (gene stk33). Gene Ontology annotation, molecular function: ATP binding; protein kinase activity. Bases 1 to 1398 code for a protein of 465 amino acids. The record is from RefSeq and is a predicted model, not a curated record. Gene Ontology annotation, biological process: protein phosphorylation. The transcript is spliced from 13 exons. Lineage: Eukaryota; Metazoa; Chordata; Actinopteri; Pomacentridae.
AUGAACCUGAUGACCAGUAGGGAUGCACCGAAGAGGGACGUGCUUGACACACGGCUGAAAGAUGACAAGGACCUCAGGGAAAUCUAUGACUAUGGAAUCAAAUUGGGUCAAGGUAGCUUUGGAGAUGUUUAUGAAGCCACCCAUAUUAAGACGCAAACUAAAUGGGCUAUUAAGGAGGUUCGCAGACCAGCGGCAGGAAGUUCGAGAGUUGUGAUGGUGGAUAACGAAAUAGACAUUCUCAAACGAGUGAAUCACGCUCACAUAAUUCACCUCGAGGCAGUCUACCGCACGCCUACAAAGCUUUACUUGGUGACUGAGCUGUGCAAAGGAGGUGACCUGAGGCAGCUGUUGCAGAAAAAAAACUUCUUCACAGAGGAUGAGACAAGAAAUAUAAUCUGUAGUUUAGCCGACGCCGUUGUCUACCUUCAUAAAAGAGUUAUAGCGCAUCGGGACUUGAAACUUGAGAAUAUUCUCGUGAAAAAUUCUCUCAAACAGGACGGCGACAGCAUCAAUAUCAAGGUGACAGACUUUGGAUUAUCGGUGAAGACAGGUGGUGUAGGGAUUGACAACAUGAUGACGGAGGCCUGUGGGACUCUCAGCUAUAUGGCACCUGAAAUGAUGAGCGACCGCGGUUAUAGCCACUUGUGCGACGUGUGGAGCAUAGGAGUCGUUAUGUAUAUGUUGCUGUGCGGGGAACCUCCGUUUGCUUCCAAAACAAAGGCACUCCUGCUUCAGGAGAUUAUGAACAACGGAGUCAGAUUUACUCAACCCAUCUGGGACACAGUCAGCGAUGCAGCAAAACAUCUAUUGACUUGCCUCCUGAAAGUUGAGCCCGCCUUCCGCAUGACCGCUAAUCAGCUCCGAGAAAGCCCCUGGAUUACAGGCGACACUAAUGCGCCUGCUGCGCCGUCCAACAUGCUCGAGAUGAUGCAGAACUACAUGGAACAGGAAGAGAGUAAUACUGACUAUUUAAAUCCUCCAUGUCAUGAUUUGAUCUUUUCAAUCAAAAUAAGAGCACAGCCCCUGGAGGUGGAACCACUCCCAAUCCCCCCGCCGGCGUCACCGGAAACAAACAGCAACUGCAGCUGCAAUGCUAAGCUCAGGCCUGAGAGAAGCAGCAGCUCCCGCGCAUCCUCGGCAUCAACCAAACUGCAUCAUGGAAUAAAGGCGAACAAGAGUGGCGGCGGCCUUCAGAAGGACAAGCGCAUCAGCAGCUCUGACACCCAGAGACAGCCAGCCGCCACACAGCCGAGUGUAAAGCAACGCAGGCCUCAGGGCAAGAAGGCCCUCAGUGCAGGACAGAAACCACCCUCCAACCCACGUAAGGCAGAUAGCCAGAGACCUUCUACCUCUAGUAAAGUAGGACUGGCCCCUGCAAACCACCAGAACCCGCUCUAAGACCA